Messenger RNA from Protopolystoma xenopodis, 995 nucleotides. NCBI's taxonomy places the organism in Eukaryota, Metazoa, Platyhelminthes, Monogenea, Polystomatidea, Polystomatidae. The record is from the annotation of a GenBank genome assembly.
CACACUCUUGUGGUAUGGCACCUGGUGCUCUGUCGAGUUUUCCUAAUAUCAACAGGGUUUUGAAUCUCAUACAAGAUGCUGACAAAUCAAAAAGGAGAAACGCUAUUUCUAUUAUCAAAUCUGAAGUUGAUUCAAAGCUAGCGGCUAAGGAAGCGGAAGACAUAGAGACCCUGCUAGACAUUCUAGCUCCCCAAUUGUCUCAUGCACUCUCUGAUACUGUAGAAUCACAUAGAGAAAUGAUUAUUGAAAUAUUAAUGAAACUCAUUUCUGAAGCAGAAUGUAUCGAAAAAUUGGUUCCACAUCUAUUACCCGUCCUUGUGAGGCGGGUUGCCGAAAAAGAGUCCGUAGAGCCCGCUGAAGAGCUUCGCUUCGGCUACCUCACCGUUUUACAUAAUAUAGUGGAAAAGUGCAAGAAUAACAAAUCAUAUUCAACAGAAUAUAUGCUUAUUCUUAAAUCUUCCGUAGCUGACAGUUAUCCUGAAGUUAAAAAGUUGGCCUUUUUGCUCCUCAGAAUUUUGGCAAUCAAGCUAGAGCAAGCUUUUUAUGUUAAAUCAGAGGAUAUCAUUGAUCCAAUUGUGGAGAAUAUAACCCAUCAGCAUUCAAAAAUCAGACAGGAGGCAAUAAAAACCAUUGGGGUGGUAAUGAUGAAUAGUCCUGGAAAACAUGUUGAGAAAAUAAUUCCGCCUCUGACCCAAAGGCUUUUUGAUCCAAGUCCAGCUGUUCGAAAGGAAGUUAUUGACGUUGUCGGAUCAUGGCUUCUAAAUUUGACAGACAGAUAUUCAUAUCAUCUGCGGCUCAUACCAUUGCUUCUUACCGGCCAACAAGACGAAUUCUAUGAAAUACGCGAACUUUCCCGGGACCUUUGGCAUGAUGUUGGAAUCAAGUUUGAGAAAGAGAAUGAAGAACAAUUGAAGGACAAGCUCGACUUCCCAAUUGCCCCACCCGACUUUUAUCCUUCUUACUCCAGGCCUAAUUUCGCUCUUGUUAUUAUAUAG